CUGACAAACAGUUCAAUGUGGUCAUCUGUCUCAGCUGUAAGAGCACCUACUGAUAUAUUCUUCAACUCGGUCUAACUGCAGAAAUGCUUUCACCUGGAGCCACCCUACAAGGCACGUCUGCAGAGCAGAUUUCCAAAACCAUCAAUGCUGCCAGAAGUAUGGUGAUUGUCAUAUCCAACCAUACAACUAAAUACCUGACUAAUCCAAAGUACUACUGUUACACUGGAUAUAAUUACACCCCACUUCAGCCGACAAUCGAGCCAAAAAUGAGAGAGGCCUGUUCCUUUAGCAAACAUGCUGACUCGAAUUCUGGAAGUGUGGGAGUGAUGACCUAUAAUAUCUGUGAGUUACAAGCACACAAAGGCUUUAAGAAACUUGCCAUCAUGUUCAGUGUGCCCAACGAUUAUAAUAAGUAUGAGAACUGGUUUGCAGUGGGGCUCUAUGAUAUUGGUAAAGAUUGUGAUGAUGGUCUGUACCAAGAAAUGUACUACAGUGACAACCAAGAUUUUAAAAGAGCUAAAGCAAAAGAUUGCUUCUUGAAGCAUAUUUCUGAAGGCUACCAGGUCAAUGCAACAAUGUCUAAUGCUAGCCAGUCAAUCAUACAACUGGAAUUGUGGGAGGGCAGUGGUUCUCACAAUUAAGAACAUAAAUAAAAUCAAGCCAGCCUUACAUUAGUUAGGAG
Polypterus senegalus (gray bichir) is the source of this 682-nucleotide messenger RNA. RefSeq names its product bryoporin-like. The transcript is spliced from 3 exons. The record is from RefSeq and is a predicted model, not a curated record. Gene Ontology annotation, biological process: cytolysis in another organism; pore complex assembly; monoatomic cation transport. Gene Ontology annotation, molecular function: channel activity. The coding region runs from base 84 to 641 and encodes 185 amino acids. Gene Ontology annotation, cellular component: pore complex. NCBI's taxonomy places the organism in Eukaryota, Metazoa, Chordata, Cladistia, Polypteriformes, Polypteridae.